Messenger RNA from Stegostoma tigrinum, 6343 nucleotides. RefSeq names its product gastrula zinc finger protein XlCGF71.1-like. The record is from RefSeq and is a predicted model, not a curated record. Gene Ontology annotation, biological process: regulation of DNA-templated transcription. NCBI's taxonomy places the organism in Eukaryota, Metazoa, Chordata, Chondrichthyes, Orectolobiformes, Stegostomatidae. Gene Ontology annotation, molecular function: DNA-binding transcription factor activity, RNA polymerase II-specific; RNA polymerase II cis-regulatory region sequence-specific DNA binding. The coding region runs from base 425 to 1126 and encodes 233 amino acids. The transcript has 2 exons.
AGCUGGUUCACUUCCUGUAGGGACUGAAAACCAAGUCAGGAGAUGAAGGAUUGCACAGUACUACACCAGAGAAUACAGAGAGGAUAGACACUGCAUUUAGAUCCUGACCAUCCCCCAAGGAACAGCUGCACGGCUGUGGGAAGACAGCCAGUCCUUCACCCCAUUGCUUAGCAUGGAGAAGACUGGGCAGUGAAACUUUGUUGUUUCAUCAAAUCUGAAACUGGUCAGUGGUGUGGAGCCUUCCAUCAGAACCAGCUUGGUCAGGGUGAGUGGGAAGGAAUGUGAGUGGCUCCAAGUGUGAUGAGUGUUUCAAUAAUUCAUGAAGCCUCUUGAACAACUGACUCAUUCCUACAGCAGAGAGGCUGUUCAAGGAUAAGCAUUGUGAGGAAGGCUCCCCCAGGCUCUUAAGAUCUCCAAAACAUAGAUGCAUUUGUUGAACACUCCUAUGGCAGAGAAACAAUUCAAGUGUGAGGUGUGUGACCAAGACUUCAAACAAUCAUCAAUGCUCGUGAAACAUCAAAGUAUCCAUCACAGGAAGAAACCUUUCUCAUGUGAGGUGUGCAACAAAUCAUACUCCAAACCAUCACACCUCCGCAUACACCAAUACAUUCACACAGGAGAAAAACCAUUCAAAUGUGAAGUCUGUGAUAAAGCUUUUGCAACAUCCACAACCUUUCUGUCUCACCAACAUAUUCACACAGGAGAAAAGCCAUUCACAUGUACUGUGUGUGAAAAGUCAUUCUCACAGACAGCACACCUCCGUCUACAUCAACGCAUUCAUACUGGGGAGAAACCGUUCACAUGUGAGGUCUGUGACAAAUCAUUCUCACAUUCAUCUCAUCUUCGUGUGCACAAACGCAUUCAUACUGGGGAGAAACCAUUUACAUGUGAAGUGUGUAGCAAAUCAUUUUCAGAGUCAUCAUCCCUUCGCAAACAUCGUCGUGUUCACACAGGGGACAAACCAUUUACAUGUGAGCAGUGUAAUAAAUCAUUCUCACAGUCAUCUGGUCUUCGAGUACACCAACGUUUGCAUGCUGGGGAGAAACCAUUCAAAUGUGGGAUUUGUGAAGAGGCUUUUGCCCAAUCUAGCACUUUCCUGAGACAUCAGAAGGUUCAUGAUAAUUAGAAAGCCUUCAAAGAAGAGAUCACAUGAUAAUUGAGCCUGGAAGCCCAUCAGCAGCUCCACAGUGGAAAAUAAGACUUCAGGCCUAAAUUUCAACAAAACUUUUGCAACAUCUUGGAGCCUCCUGAUAAACCAGAAAAUUCACACAGGGGGAAACACAACAGGUGUAGGGUCUGUUAUCAGUCUUUCAAAUGGUCAUCAAACCUCUUCAACCACCAAGUCAUUCCAGUGAAUCAGAGGAUCUCCACAAGAAAGGAAUCCUUGGUAAUAGUAUGUGUUAUCUUCAACUUCUGGAAGCACCAGGAGAUUAUCAUAGAGGAGAAACCCUUCAAAUAUGAUACUUGUAGAAUGCAAUGCCCUGUCAAAGAUCCAGACGUUCAUAAUAAAAUGGGUUAACUUCUCUCCGAACUUCCUGUCAACGACACUGAAUUGCUGACAUCUGUUGAAUGAUGGAAUAUCUUCAGACAGACCAGUUCAAAUGCAAAGUGUUUUGAAUGGUGAUAACAGUUCAGGUUUCAGACUGUUGGAGAGUUAGGAUGUUGUUUUCCGAAAAUUUCUCAGGCAUCUUGUAAAAAUAUAUACUAAAUUCAGAAGAGUUAUCGAUUACCUAGAUUCAUCUCCCUCUAUGUAAUCUUAACUCUCGAAGUGGCAGACAGCUCGAGGCCCCAUUUUUACAGAGCUGUCUGAUAUCAGCAGAGACUACAGUUAGUCAUCGAUUCAGCUGAAAAAAAAGCCUACACCUUGAGACUCAUAAAGAACCACAACAAUGGUGGGUGAUAAGACCAAAGCGUUGCCUACUGCCAAAGGUAGUUAGGCCCCACCUGAUGUAUAAGAAGACGAAAUUUUCCAAAACCUGAAAGACUACAUACAGCAUCAAUUUGAUUUACAGAAGGCCUGAACGAAGAUCAGACAGAAGUAUGGUACGUCCAUGGGACAGUUUCCCCUGGAUGACAUUAAAAGGAUCUGGGGAGAAACGACCUGUAUGAAGGAGAAGGAACAGGUCAGGUGGUCUCUGGUCCUCAUGGGGCAGGUCCAACAGCAAAACAAGAUCAUGGCGUGUUCCCACUGUGAGCGAGAUUUGACCAGUACUAAGAGCCACCUGAAAGCAGUUUGUGAAGAACCGGUAACACAACUAGCAGACAAGAGGAAAUGCCCCAGAUCUUGGCCAGGACACCCCUGCUUAAGUCAACCAGCAAGUAAACAACAGAAAGCACAGAGACAUGAGGCAGAUUUAGAUAUAGAUUCAGAAUCCUCCAGUUACUCUAAUGAAGAAGGUGUCCUGAGACUCACUCCAUUGAAAACAAGAUGAGCAAAAGUUAAAUCUGAAGAAACAAAGAAUAGCAAUGGGGUAGUCGCAGUCACACACAAGCUGUUUUAUCAUAAACCAGUGGAUCCUGAGAAAAUUGAUAAAUGGUCUAAAGAACUAUCACCUCCUAAAAUGUUGGGGGGGUGGUUGAAAACGUGGGAACAGUUGGAAUGUUUAAAAGGCAUCUGCAUCCACUCUUUGUACGGAGUCCACAUUCUGGCCUUGAUGACAUCUAGCUGAGAGGGGAGGAAAUCGGGUAGGACGGUACAAGACGCCCUCGGGGACAGUGAGCAACAGACAGAGGUCAGAUGGGAAACUAUCAAACAUUGGCUACAUGAAUUCAAUCCUGUAAAGACAGACUGGGGAAUGAUUGCAGACUGUCAACAGAACAGAAUUGAAGAAAAGUUGAAUUACGACGAACGUUUUAAAACUGUUUGGUUAGAAUACUUGGGAAGAACCCGAAGAAAUGGAUAUAAAUACCAUCUGUCCCCAAAAGCCAUUUUGUCCUGGGUCUGAAUCCAGAGAUAGCAAAGACAUUGAAGAUAUUCCUACCAGACUGGAAAAGUAGAGGAAUGACUUGUGCAGACCUGCUAGAUUGGUGCAAGCGAUUGGACAGGCAUGUAGGAGCUAAAGUUUGGACCAUGCAGGUCACCAGAGGGAAAUCCACGGAGCUGGACAAACAAUUAUCUGAAAAAGUGUCACUAUUGUGGAAAAGAGGAACAUUUGGCCAAGACAUGUAGGGCAUAACAAAGAGAAAAAGAGGCUGAGGAUGGUGAUGUCUGAAGGAGAAUUCCCACCACCACCACCCCUCCCGCCCACACAGAUCAAGUCCCCCAUUGGAAGAGAGUCCUUUGGAGAGAUUUAAACAGCUCUCCCAACAAAAAGAGUUGCUUAAUUUGGUAAAAAACUAGCUGAACCCACCCUCACCCUUUCCACACCUCUUCUUGCACCAACAGAACGAGGAGAUGGUGUAUGUAAACUUAUAAGGGUAAGCAGUCAAGAUGUAGACUGUCUCCUGGACAUAGCAGUGGAAUUGACCCGUCUGCCUUUGUGUCAUGGAGAUUCUUUGCUUUUGGAUGGUAAAGUAUGAACAGCCGCGCAGCUGGGUAUGAAGGCCUGACCAUCCAAAGAACAUAUCUAGUAUCCAUUGAACUUGGUCCACAUGAAUUAACAGCGUCAGACUGGGUGGCUUGGUGGAAUAAGCUCUCUUGGGAAUGGGCACCCUGACCUAAACAAAUUUCUCGUUGCAUUUUAAGGAUAGCUGAGUGACACAGCCCAUGAGAUGUUUGAAAAAAAGAAGAAUUGAAAGAACACCCAAUCUGGGCAAAGGAUAAGAGCGAUUGCAGCCUACUCUGUUUGGAACCCCCUUCGUUUACUGAUGUCACCACCACCCCCCCAUGCACCAAACAAUAUCCCAUCAGCUCAGCCUCAAUUGCAGGAAUUUUGCCAGUUGUCCAACAACUACGAGAACAAGACGUACUGGUGAAAACACAUAGCUCUUCCAACAGCCCUGUCUGGCUGUUGUGAAAACCUGACAUGACCUGGCUUUAGAAAGACUUAACCAAUGCUGUUUGUUCUGCCUCUUGACAGGAUUCGCCAGCCUGGGGUGAUCCACCAGAGGGACAACACGAUAAUGUCCCAGUAGCCUGGGUUUAUUGUUAAGAAAAUAUAUAAGGAACCAGAUGGGAAGAACCCUAUCAAGUGUUGCUGACAACCCAAGCCACAGUAGAAGUCCAAGGGAAGAAAGCUUGGAUACAUGUGUCACAUGUUAAACGAGCAACCAGUGACUGAAAUCAAAACUUGUUAAGGUCUAUAAUGUUUGAUCCAAAAUGUGGAAAUUUAUUUCAUUACUAACUCUGUGUUUUGACUGGUUGCUUACUAGUAGUCUGCCAAUCCCUGCACCAAACUGAGCUAGUGUUUGUAGUGACCUCUUAAAACCCAUCCCUUUUAGCAGAUCCGAAAUGACAGAAUGGGCAAUUCACCAGAAUACCUCCUUAGAGAUCUUGUAUGACUGGCAUGACAGUCCACUGCAGAGGCAGAGGUAUAUUGGGUGCGCAUCACUGACCUCUGAGAGCAGUGGGAGUCGGGUUACAACCUGACUGCCUUUCACAGGUAGUAUCAGCCUAACUACAGCACAUCGCAACAAUCUCCUUUCUUGAUCAUUACUGACACUUCUGGAUUGGGGUGACUUUAAGGAGGGAUAUGUAUAUGUAAAACCCAGAUGAGAGGGCUAGAGAUGGGAUACAGCAAGUGUUCCCAAAAUUAGAAUGUAAUCCAGGUUGUUGGCUCCACCAUCCUGACAUUCCAAAACCUGACCAGCAAAGGUACUUUCCAGCAAAAGUGGUAUCCUGAGAUAAUAAUAAAGUUUACCCCUUGUCAAGGUACUUAUUUGUUUGUGGCCAUAAGGCCUGUGCCUGGUUACCUUCCUCGUGGAUGGAAUCGUGUGAUUUGUGCUUUGUCGGCCCCUUUGUCCGUCACUUGUUCUCCCUACCUGGGAUACCCUGCUGGCAACAAUUCGAAAGGCCUAUUACAGAGACAGAAAGACUCUUUGCCAUUUUGUUCCCCUGGUACGGGACUGCAAAACUGGCAAGGGAAUCUAUCAAUAUGGCAGGUGUCCUGGAAUGGAUAUUGCAGAGGCCUUGGAUAACAUAAGCGCUGAAAUGGUAGCUACCUGUAAGACAGUGCUGCUGAACAGGCUAGCCCUUGAUUGGAUACUGGCUGAAAAGGGAGACACUUGUGCUCAAAUCGGGACCAAAUGCUGUACUUAUAUCCCAGCCAACUCUGAAGGGAUCACUGCUAUAGCAGCGUAUAUCUGAAAAAAGAUGGACAAACUCAGGCAACCCUUAUCUCCUACCUUAUGGAGCUGGACAAUUGGUUGACUGCAUUCAUUGGGGACAUCACUGGUGCUGGGUAUAGCGUUCCUUGCUGUUGUAAUUCUCAUUUUAUAUUGUUAGAUUUUGUUAGUUAAAUGUUGCUGCCAACAGGCAGCUACAGCUGAGACGCUUUGGCAUUUCUAGCAGACCUUGUCUGUACCACAUGCCCUAUGUCGAAGCCAACUUUCUCUUGUGAGCUUUGUGACUCACUGAAGGGAGAGUCAAAGGGAGAAAUGUUAGGGAUGCCCAUAACUGAGCAGCCUGAAAUGGCCAAUGGCUGCCCAUGACUAAUGUAGCAGAACAUGGCCAACAGUAGUUAGACACCUUGGGAAAAUAUUUGCUAACAUAAUCUUCACAAGAAGAACAAUAGUAUCUCUGUAGACCCAAGGUAACAGAACUGAGAUGGAAAAUGCAGUUGCAGUUGUUUAUUCUUAAGACAAGGAUAAGAACAUUUCACAGUGUUUAAUUCGUGAAUGUCUCUUGAAUUAAUUAAUCAGUCUGUUGCAAUACAAAUAGGAGGUUUUAGUUAAGAUCCUUCAAAUAAUCAUAGAUAUAGAUUCUGAAGUAGUUAUGGAUUCAUCCAUAUGCAAAAAAAAUCACUAGAGAAAAAGAUUCAAAUAAAAUUAUGAGAGCAAACCAGUCUCAGGCAGUAAAAACAGCCCCCAUACAAUUACAGGGAGAAAUGAAUCAUAGAUACAGAAACUAGCUGAUAGGGAAUACGCAAGCUAUUGUACAUUGAAGUUGCUGAGAGCAGUAGAAUCUCUGUUGACCUAAGUAAAUUAAAAUUACUAUCAACAGUUAAACAUUUUGCCCGCCAAAACAGUCCAAUCAGAGCAUGAAAAUAAAUAAAUUACUGAGCCAAAUUGCUGAUGUUAAAUGCUGUACCAAAGGGUCCAAUCACAGUUGGACAACUCAGCUCUGCUGACCAGUAGUAUCCAAGGGGGUGUGUGCGCUAUGAACUUGAGCUGUAUAAAAUAACCUACUUCGAAACUUCUUGUGAGCCUUUUUGCUAUGAAGAUCUGAAGCCGUAACAAAGUUGUG